Gracilinanus agilis (Agile Gracile Mouse Opossum) is the source of this 596-nucleotide messenger RNA. RefSeq names its product F-box only protein 21-like. The transcript has 5 exons. Gene Ontology annotation, molecular function: DNA binding. The record is from RefSeq and is a predicted model, not a curated record. The coding region runs from base 43 to 495 and encodes 150 amino acids. Lineage: Eukaryota; Metazoa; Chordata; Mammalia; Didelphimorphia; Didelphidae.
UGGAACAAUUUUAGAUGGUCAUACCUGAGUCCGAAUGCAUGGAUGAGCUAUUUAAAGCACCAGAUGGUAAAGAUGAGGAAUUGGUCCAAUGAAGGUGAAGAAUAUAUCCAUGCUUACUUUGCAGAACCAACUCGAAUUCGAAGCCCAAGGCCAGAAUUUGUUCAGUUUCAUGUGGGAAUGGUGAUAAAGCACAAAACACUUGGCUAUUCAGGAGUGAUUAUUGGUUGGGAUGUAGAAGCCAGAGGUCCAGAAGAGUGGCUAAAACAGAAAUAUCCUCCUGAGAGACAGCAUGUAAGAAAAUCUCCACAUUAUCGAAUAUUAGUCAAUAAGUUCAACAACAUCGGUCUAUCUACAGCUUAUGUUUCUGAGGAGAGUCUAAAAGUUAUCACAGGUUAUGAGGUAAUCCAUCCUGAUUUGAAAGUCUACUUCAGCAAGUAUGAUGGAGCCAAAUACAUUAUGCACCCAUGGCUAAAACAAAUCUACCCUCAUGACUAAAUUUAUUUAAUUUUUUUGGUACAGUCUCACACCAUCUAAAUUUUACCUUCAUUGUGACAAAUGGAAACCAGGGUACAAGUGAUACAACUUAUUUUUCCAAA